UCAGCUCUUCUACAGACGGACCCAUGCGCCCCAGUUCACCGGCCCCUUGCUGUUCCCCCGCAACGCGUCCCGCUACAACAUCUCCCAGCUCGAUCCUUCUCUGGUCUAUGAGAUCAAGAUGCUCGCCUUCAACCAGCACGGAGACAGCAACACCACCGUGCGCUUCGUGUCACUAAGGGAGACGGUGGAGAAAUCAGGAUGUGUGUGUGUCUCCUCAGUGCUGAGCACGCCGUGCGACUGCGUGAGGGACGACUACGCCAGGACGUCCACCACAGGCAUCAUCAUCGGCAUCCACAUCGGCAUCACCUGCAUCAUCCUGUGCGUGGUCUUCCUGGUGUUCAGCUACAGGGGCAGGUUAUUGAUGUGCAAGACAGUCCAGGCCACCCCCCAGCCGGGCGGGCCUCUGCGCUGGAGUCGUCGUCGUCCCAGGGCAUCAGGGAUGAUGAGGGCCCCCUCAGGAGGGAGGUGGAGGGGAACGGCAGCGUGGCCCGCAAGAGCUUCCCUGAGAGCAACGAACUGCAGAGACUCUUCUCUCUGGUCCCAAACCGGGAGACACGUUCAUGUCAGAAAACACCAUGCAGCUCUCUACAAUACCCCUCGACGAGUUCAGCUUGGAGAGAGACACCGAGGCGCAGUUCCAGCAGCCGACUGCAGAGGGCGUUCCGCGUCAGGACCAAGGCUAACGAUGUAUGAAGGCCCAUUUCUCACACCACUCUCCACAGUGGCGUGGACUCUUUCGCUCACUCAGGUUACACCUUUUUUUCUUUAUUUUUUUAAAUCAAUAAGUUACAAAUUAUAUAAGGUCCGAGACCGAGCCCUGCCGUGCAUGUGGCCCGGUAUUGGAAAGCUAUCGGAGAAAAAGGUGCUCGCAGUUAGCUUUGCAAGGCCGCUGAACGGUCGGCUCGGUUAAUUCGGUACUUCUUUCGGAUUUCCUUGAUUCAUUUUUUUCCGUUUUAAUUGCCCGCGCACGCUGUCCGAAUAUUGAAAUCUCUAAAUAUAUAAUAAGUGCUACAUGAUGCGUAUUUAUUGGUGUUAGCACUACUUCUAGCGGAUGUGAUAGACUGCUGCUGUCCACACUCCUCCUACCCAUGAUUCCUCAGCCUCGGCGCCAGAAGACUUUGGCGCUCCUCCAGGGAGUUCAUAGAUUCUGUCUCAGGACUUUGUUUUUUUCAUAUCAGCAGUUUAUAUUUUCAGUUUUUUUAUUUUAUUUUUCAGCCUUCGUACACGCGAUAGCCUGGCUAUGUGAACUUUUUAGGACUGAACAAAACCUACCUCAGCCGUGAUGAAUGUGUUGUGUGGAAGCUUUAGGCGUGUGUCUUCCCUUGUGUUCAAUGACUUUACAUGCGGAAGGACGGACUCGACAGGAAGCCCCAUGAUCAGGUGCCGUGCUACCUCAGAUGUCCCCCAACUGUCACCCCCCCCUCCCCCUUCAUCCUCCCAACCAGCCCCCCGCCCCCCUGCUCCUGCUCCUCAAAGCGGAACAAAAGAAAAAUAAACGGAAAUCCAACAUAAAGCACUUCCAAACGCUGAAGUUCAAAGUUCUACCUCAAGAAGAUGUUGUUUGCGCUGUCGUUGUUGUCGUCGUUGUGUCUGAGUGUCUGUGUGUUGCAUAAUGAGAUGUCCCAUUCUCUGAGCCUCGCCCUCUUUUACACCAUUGUCAGUAGCUCCCGAGAGCUGAAAGGCUAACAAGAUCGAUUUCUUUAAUUGUUAUAUGUUUUAUAGUGUUCCAGCGUAGUCUUUUGGGAUUUUGUUAUAUUACUCGAAGAUCAAAUUCAGUCUCAGUUGCUGCAUUGGAAUAAAAAGACUGUUAUUGAAUCAUUGCACCACUAAGAAUACUUUUCAGGAAUAUCUACUGCAAAGCGAUUAUAUGCUACUUAUGAUGGAUAGCAUUCAAAACAAACUCACAUCCUUUAUCCGGAUCUCAGAAAAACUGCUAGGGUAAACAGAUUAUGUGUGUGUGUGUGUGUGUGUGUGUGUGUGUGUGUGUGUGUGUGUGUGUGUGUGUGUGUGUGUGUGUGUGUGUGUGUGUGUGUGUGUGUGUGUGUGUGUGUGUGUGUGUGUGUGUGUGUGUGUGUGUGUGCACAUAUAUGUGAGGGUGUUUAUGUGUGUGUGUUCGAUUUGCUAAGUUGGUAUAAAUAUGUGAUGUAUGUCUAUAACAUUAAGCACAACAAUACAUGGUGUUAGGGUACCAGAGCUCAUAACGAAAUUACCCAAUAUAAAUGUGCGAGUGUAAAUUACUGUGUUAUUUUAUGGUUUAAGUCUUGAUUAUUCUCAAUGAUAAACGAUACGUUUCUGCAUAGUUUUGAUUACCUCUGUUAAGGUGCAGCCCUCUAGUGCAUUGAAGGACCACUCUGGCCUGUUUGUCUUCACUCCAGGUGUUAAACUCUUGACUUGACUUGACUUGCUUGCUUAAGGAAUACAAUAAUGAUAGAGCUAGAUGCCAGCUAAGCAGAGAAGGACUAUAGAGAGAGGGGUUAGAUAAGCGUAAAAGAGGUAGGAACACACUAGAAGGGUAGUCUCUAUCCUCUUGUCCCUGGAGCAUUCUAUUUCCUGUCCGCGAUUGUCAAUCAGGAGUUCCUCAGAUACACGCUGGUUGCCUGGUUACCUACCUCAGCCUCUGAUUGGGUCCCAGCUCAGGUUACUUCCUGCUUGAAGGAAACCACACAGACACAUACACAUAAACAAACAGACACACACAGAGGAAGGGUUACAUUUGAGGACCUUGACGUUGUGUAUUAACUAUUUAACUUGGAUUAACAGUUUCUUCAACAGUUUUUUCUUUCUGGAAUGUAAUUGUAUAAACAAUUUCAUGGUGCGCUUAUUUUAUGUAUUUCUAUUUUUAUUAUUAUGUUCUUGUUUGUUUGUCGAUUGCUAUUGAUAUAUAUUUUAUUGUAAACACACACAUCUCGCACCACGGUACAGUGUCCGUUGACCCAAAGGGAUUUGAUUAUCUUUCCCGUUCCAACUGCUCCCCCUCUCUGCCCUUCCCUCAAUGCUCUUCCUGUUGAUCAGUCUCACCUACCACUGUACUACUUAAGCACGGCAUGCUAGGGGUAGUGCUGCUUGAUAUGCAAAUCCAAUCGCAGCGGGUAUUGUGAGAGUGUUGUAUGUCCGUGAUGUACACUGCGGAACCCACCAGGCCCACGCCCAAGGCCAGAGCCACGGCACGUCUUCACCCACCCGGAAACAACCGUCGGCGACAUAUCGUCAUGUCUUUGUAGUCAUUUUUAUGUUGUUUCACCCGUUUCGCUCAACAGUUUCCUCUCCUUUUUCUCUCCAUUCAUCUUUUGUACAUAAUUGUACUCAUUCUUGGUGUGAUGUUCAAAGUAUUAUGUUACAAAACGUCCAGCAUAAGAGACUCCAGGGUCAAACAUCCUCCACCUCCCGUGUGGAACUGUGUAUAAUUGAUACAUAUAUAUAUAUAUAUAUAUAUAUAUAUAUAUACGUGCUCACAAGCACAGAUGUACUUUGUAUUGAUGGGAAAGAAGAAACUCGGCACCUUUCAUCUCUCCUCAGCCAUGCUCGGUUGGCUCUUCCAUAGGUUCAGUGUUGUGGCCUUGCAGGUUUUAUUAGCAUCCACCUCAAGCUGGUUCAGUGAGGGCGCAGGGGAAGUGCACAUUUACACUCACUUGAUUACUUUCUCGUGGACAAAAGGUUGGCUCUAGCAGCUGUUGCAGAUUUCCUUUCUCUGUGUUGAAACCUGGCGAACUGUGAACACUUCUAGAUAGAGCAGUCAGGGAGCUAGGUUGCUAACGUUAACGCCAUUUUUCCAUCAUCGUACCGAUUCUCUCAAACUAGCUAUAACUAAUACUCAGGUCCAUAUGAAAUAUACAGAAGGAGGAGAGCCCAGAGUUGGUGGUUUUCGUUAAGUGUGAUGGUCUUUGCCUGACGUUUAAAGUCGUAAUGUGUAAGAUUAAGCUCCUCCAAUGCGGGGGAUAUUCAGAAUUACAAAAAAAUCAAUAGUGUUCUGUCCUCUCUAACUGGAUGUGCAACAGUGUGAUGCAAACUAGCAUAGCUCGACUAGGUGGCGUCUGUGGGAGUGUCAAUUCUUGUAAACAGAGAGGUACGGGCUGGCCAGCAUUUUUCCUUGGUAAAAUAUGUUAUAGGAUGGGAUUUCUUUGAUUCAAAAUCACUAUAAUUCAGCAUUGACUACAGAUAUGUCACGGUCAUUUUAAGCUUGGAACUAGUCGCAAUGUUACACAUUGCGACUUCAACUAUCUGAGGCCGUUAUGCGGUUCAGCCAAGAGCUUCCUGCUUUGUGGUGUUGACCACGUUAACCUCUGGAGAGUGGAGGGUAGGCAGGCUCUGGGUGACUGAGACAAGCUCCUUUCCUCCAUGCUGGCCCCAGGUGUAAAGCGCUGGAGUCAGGCCAUCCUCUGACGGCGAGCCCUGCUCUCCCUGGGCGUGGCUUCCAGUCGGAGACCUCUGCUCCAUUAUGAGGUAUCCAUCACUCUGCCACCAAAUGACCAUGCCAUAUGAUUGUGAAUCGACUACAUUUCAUAUGCAUUUAUCUUUCUGAUGUCCUGCUCCGAAACGACUGUACGUGUCAAAUAAUGCUGAAUUUAAAGAUUUUUCUAGUCAUUUAUACUGUUGUCAAAUGGUGAUGAAAUGUAAAUGUGAUUUAUUGUCUGCAAUCAGUAUUCUAUUUCUAUUCCUCUGUGCAUAAGGCAGACUAAAUCCAAUGUAUGUAAAGGCCAGUAGAGGCAGAAAAGACCUUAGAAAAGUGGAAAAUAGCAGGCGGCUAACGUGUACAUUUAGCUGAGAUGAAGUGUGGUAGUUCUUUCAUUAUUGGACUUGUGGUGAACACUGUGAUAUUGAAGCCCGGCCCGGCCCCCUAUAUGGUGAUGUUAACGUCCUAAACACUCAGUCACUCCCAUUGAAAGAGGCGGCGUGUUGAUGAAGGCAGGUUGUCGUGACCCGAACCCAAACCCAACAUACACACACACAUCCCAUCCUUGUCACCGUGACGAUGUAUUGGGGCUAGGGGUGGGCGGGGGUAAGGGGGGUGAGUCCUCAGGACUUCAGGAACAACGGGGUUUCUGCCUUCUUUCUUGUUGUCGCUUUUCUUUUACCGGUCGUACUCUCUCUUUCUGACGCUGUGUGUGAGUGUCACUUGUUCUUCAUGCUGCAUCUGAGGGAGAAAGGGUGGACUCACCUUACAGCAGGGCGUUUGCUGUGCUCUAAGUAAAAAACAACAACACAAAACACACACAACAAAGCAAAAAGAGACUCGAGCCAUUCUUCCGGCCUAUCACAGCCGGCGUCGUUUUGACUCCUGGCAGUUUCCAAAACGCCGUGAUUGAAGCACCUCUGGUCUGCGGCGAGCCGGCCCUUCGUAGCCUCGAUGAGUGGGUACUCAGUGUGUGUGAGGAGUGCCCCAGGCUGGAUGCAUCAGGGUGAAAAAACAGCCACGGCACGGAGAGAAUGGCUGCACUGCCCUUGCCCCCCGGUUAUGCCGCUUAUCUUCUAUGUGACGCAUGUUUAUUGGCAUUUCCUGGGAAGGCGAACUGUGUUUGGGUGCUGGUUUCAAUGUGUUUGGAUGCGGUUAUUGAUAUGAUAUACAGUCACAUGACGUGGUAUGUCAUGGUCUACCACAAGCCAUAGGUCCCAGCAGGGUAAGAGAUAUACAAACACUUCCAAACCAGGAGAGACAUCUCGAAAACAUCCAGACGUUUUCUUUAGUAAGCCUACAUAUAUAUUUGAUUUAGUGGAUUCAUGAUAGAGGAGAAAAAGGCUGACUUUUUGUAACCACUAUAACAAGAACGCUAACAAUUACCUUUAUGCUCUGCAGUUUGUGUUCAUUACUGCAGGGUUAGAAUACGGUGCUAGCCUGAAACCAAAUGCUGUAUUCAAUACUGUGCCCAGCCAGCACUGUAAGCUAACUCACUAAGCUAGCUCACUCUGAGCCAACAUGACGACUCCUCCUCACCAGGCUAAACUAGCCACCCAGAGGGAGAGAGAGAGAGAGGAAGACAGAGAGCCAUGGAGAAAGACAGUCUCACUGUCCAUCUCUCUAUCUGUCCUUUCAACUUUCUGUCUGUCUGUCGAAUCUCUCUGUCUUUCCAUCUGACUUUCUGUCUCUGUCCAUCUCUUUGUCUGUCUAUCUGACUUUCUGUCCGUCUAUACAUCUGUCUGUCUGUCAGUGCCUCUGUCUGCCUUUACUGUAUCUGUCACACUCGAAUUCCGGUGAAGAAAUAUUUUCUCAAAGCAUCAUCAGGGAUCGCUACUGUCGUUUUUAAACUGUGCUAUUCUUAAAGAUGUAUACAUAUUGACAUAUACUGAAUGUUGCGUAUGUGUGUAUGUAUAUGUGUAAAAAGACAUUGAUUGACCAUGUUAAUGGUUUGUAUCGUUUUAGAGUUCCUUGUGCAACACUGAUCGAAGAAACAACAUUGAUAAAAUAAUAAACUAGAUCUAGUAAAAAUA
Messenger RNA from Gadus macrocephalus (Pacific cod), 6423 nucleotides. RefSeq names its product immunoglobulin superfamily, DCC subclass, member 3 (gene igdcc3). The record is from RefSeq and is a predicted model, not a curated record. Bases 119 to 910 code for a protein of 263 amino acids. NCBI's taxonomy places the organism in Eukaryota, Metazoa, Chordata, Actinopteri, Gadiformes, Gadidae. The transcript has 5 exons.